AUGACAGACUCCCCAAACGAAUAUGUAGAUCCGGAGGGGGGUGCUCCCAUUCUGUGGAAACACCCCAGCCCCUUCGACACACAGCUCGCCCGGUUCAUGCGCCAUGUCAGCCGCAAGUAUGAGAUCAAGCUGGAGACAUACCCCAUGCUGUACCAGUGGUCGAUCGACAACACCGCCGAGUUCUGGGGGGAGGCGUGGGAGUUCUGCGGCGUCACCUGCUCUCACCCGUACGAUGCCGUGCUGCCGGGCGGCGGUGGGGCGGCCAUGUUCCCCCGGCCGGACUUCUUCUCGGGCGCGCGCCUCAACUUUGCCGAGAACUUGCUCUUCCCGGCCAACGUGGACGUGGACGCCUCCGGGGUUGCCGUCAUCACCGCUACGGAGAGAUCCGGCGACGUCGUCGAGACCUCGUGGGCGGAGCUGAGGGAAGCCGUUCGCCGCUGCGCCAACGCGCUACGGGCCGCGGGGCUGAAGCAGGGCGAUGUCGUGGCGGGCUACGUGUCCAACCAUGUUCAGGCAUUAGUUGCUAUGCUGGCCGCUGCAUCAAUCGGGGCCGUCUGGUCGGGAAUCAGCCCCGACAACGGCGUCUCGGCCGUGCUUGACCGGCUGGCGCAGCUCGGGCCGAAGGUGCUGUUCGCGGACGACGGGAUGGUCUACAACGGCAAGGAGUGGUCGAGCACGGCAAAGACGUCGGAGAUAGUGUCGGAGCUCACCAAGAAGGGGCUCGAGCUGGUCAUAGUUAUCAGAAAUCUCCCGGACGGGGACCUCGGGCUCGAGGACCUGAGGGGCAAGGUCGCGAGGGUGGAGGAGUACGAGAGCUUCCUCGGCAGCUCAUCAGACGAUCAACUCCGUUUCGAGCAGCUGCCGCCCUCACACCCUCUGUAUAUCCUCUUCUCCUCGGGAACGACCGGCUUGCCCAAGGCUAUCAUUCAUACCGCCGCUGGGACACUCAUACAGCACAAGAAGGAGCACUUCCUUCACUGCUCCGUUUCGCCGGCGUCCCGGAUGCUCUACUACACCACCACGAGCUGGAUGAUGUGGCACUGGAGUGUCUCCGCCCUGGCGGUUGGUGCCUCCCUCGUCCUGUACUCGGGCUCGCCCUUCAGGCCCCACGGGUACUCCUCAAUACCAAAGCUCCUCUCUGAGCUGCGGGUCACACACUUUGGCACAAGCGCCGCAUACCUGGUAGCCCUGGAGGCCAACAACGUCCGCCCCGUCGACGACCCAUCUCUGGACCUCAGCCACCUCGAGGCCAUCUACUCGACCGCGUCGCCCCUGCCCCCCUCGACCUUCAGCUUCGUCUACGAGGCCUUCCCCAAGACGAUCAACCUGGGCUCCAUCACCGGCGGCACCGACAUCAUCUCGCUGUUCGGCGCCCCUUGCCCGCUGGUGCCCGUCCGCGUGGGCGAGAUCCAGUGCGCCGGGCUGGGGAUGGCCAUCAAGGUUGUGGACAGCACCUCCGCGGCCGACGAUCCCAGGCCUGUGGACCCUCCCGAUGCGCCUGGGGAUCUGGUCUGCGUGAAGCCGUUCCCGUGCCAGCCGUUGACGUUUUACGGGGAGAAUGGUAACGAGAAGUACCGUUCUGCCUACUUUGAACGCUUUCCAGGAAUAUGGCAUCACGGUGAUUUUAUCCAAAUCACCUCAACCGGCGGCCUGAAAAUGCUCGGAAGGAGCGACGGCGUCCUCAAGCCCGCAGGCGUCCGCUUCGGCUCGGCCGAGAUCUACAACAUCCUGACCAAGUUCUUCGCGGCCGAGGUCGAGGACUCGGUGUGCGUGGGCCGGCGGCGGCCGGACGUCGACAAGGACGAGACGGUCUGCCUCUUCGUCGUGAUGGCGCCGGGCAAGGCCUUCGCGAAGGGCGACACGGACGCGCGGAUCCGCGCCGUCAUCAAGGCCCAGCUCAGCCCGCGCCACGUCCCCGCCGUCGUCGAGGAGUGCGGCCCCGCGGGUGUCCCCAAGACGGGCAAUGGCAAGAAGAUCGAGGUCGCUGUCAAGCAGAUCCUCUCCGGUAUGGAGGUUAAGACGAAUGCCAGUGUUGCGAAUCCGGAGGCGUUGGAGUGGUUCAGGAGGUGGGCCGAGGAGCACCCUUGA
Diaporthe amygdali is the source of this 2088-nucleotide messenger RNA. Its product is annotated as cetoacetateligase. The record is from RefSeq and is a predicted model, not a curated record. Gene Ontology annotation, cellular component: cytosol. NCBI's taxonomy places the organism in Eukaryota, Fungi, Ascomycota, Sordariomycetes, Diaporthales, Diaporthaceae. Gene Ontology annotation, molecular function: acetoacetate-CoA ligase activity. The transcript has 3 exons. The coding region runs from base 1 to 2088 and encodes 695 amino acids. Gene Ontology annotation, biological process: lipid metabolic process.